CAGCUGAUGCAAUCUGCUACGUGGUGGUACAAAUCGGAAAUGGAUCUCGAUCUUUUUACUCUGCUUUAUGAGCUUGCCUUACUAGCUGUAAUUCUCUUGAUUGUGGGGAUUGUUUUUGUGUACAUUACUACCCCUCAGCCCAACAUGAUGCGCUUUGAAAGUGAGAAGACCUUUGUUGACCCUCAGAAUAAAGGUCAAAGGUUACCAUUCCCAAGUAUUAAUGACCAACCAACUCUUGCACUUUCGGUUAUUGUACCUUCAUACUUCGAAGAAAAGCGAUUACCUAAAAUGAUGGAUGAAGCUUUAGAAUUCUUGAUUCCAAGACAGAAGCAAGAUAAAUCACAGACUUUUGAGAUCAUUAUAGUAGAUGAUGGAAGCAAAGAUGGCACAACAGAGGUUGCUUUAGAAUAUUCCAACAAGUUUGGCACAGACAUGAUCAGAGUUCUAACAUUAGAGAAGAAUAGAGGGAAGGGAGGAGCAGUCCGACUGGGCAUGCUCAGUGCUAGGGGUCGUGACCUCUUGUUUGCCGAUGCAGAUGGUGCUACAAAAUUUGCAGACCUUACUCAGUUAGAAAAGAGUAUGGUGGAGCUUAGGAAAAAGGGAGAUAAUGCUAUAGUGUGUGGAUCAAGAGCACAUCUUCAGGAUGAAGCAACAGCAUCGCGCUCUUUGUUCCGAACCAUCCUUAUGUAUGGAUUUCAUUUCUUAGUUUGGUUUCUUUGUGUUCGAGGCAUCAAAGAUACUCAGUGUGGAUUCAAGCUAUUAACAAGAGAAUCAGCUAGAAUACUCUUCCCUAAUAUGCAUGUAGAAAGAUGGGCAUUUGAUGUUGAAUUGUUAUAUAUAGCACAAUACCUUGGUAUGUCAUUAUCAGAAGUAUCAGUCAACUGGGAAGAAAUAGAAGGUACCAAGAUGAUUCCAUUUUUCAGCUGGGCCCAGAUGGGACGAGACCUGAUCCUCAUUAGACUACGCUACCUCUGUGGGUUCUGGAAGAUAGACCCAAAACCUAAAGCCGAUUAGUUCCAACCUUAGUGGUUCAAAUCUUUGUGAUGUAGUCCUUGCAUGUCGGCAUGCCCAAGGGGCCAGUUUCACUAACUCUGUCAUAAGACUUAGAUCUUUGAUAAGCCAUAGAAACAUGUGUUGUAGAAUGUUUUUGUGAGGUGCCUGUGAAUUGCAGACUUGUGAUGGACUUGAACAAUGUAGGCCAUGUUUUACAGGGUACAAGAUCUUAUGGGUUUACAAGUUAAGAUUCUCUCUGUUUACAUGUGGUUAGUAGCUUAACCAACCCUUGAGUUUGUUCUGCAGACUGCUUGUUAAUAUUCCAAAAUAAAAGAUAUUUUUGUAAAUGGAGUAUAUCAUGGUCCUCAUAAUUUUACAAAUUACAUUUUAACCAUGUUAUUUCUUCUCUUUGCCCAAAUUGAAAAUUUAAAUGACAUUUAAACCUAGAUUCAGAAUAAGAAAUGUCAUUCUAUGAUUUGCCAGGAGAUGCCAACUAUUACUUUUUUCCACAUUGUUAGUGCAGGGUUGUUUGUUGAAAGAUACCUUUGGUUUCAUGGAAAAUAUUGGGUGUUUCUGCCAAAACUUAGCCUUUUCAGCCAUCUGAAUUCUGUAUUGCAUUUUUAUCCACCUGCAGAUGAAUGAUGACACACUGUCUCAAGAAAUUAUAGUAUUUGAAAACAUGAAGAUUCAUUUCUUACCCAAAGUAGAUAGCAAGAUAAUUUUGGAAGAGGUUAGUGAAAUCCACCUGUUUGAAAAAUAUAAUGUGGUGGAGCUAAUAAACCUCAUAUCUCAAAAUUUAAAAAUGUUGAGAGCAGCUUAGAAAAGGCUGUAUUUGAUAAAUAUAGCAAUGGUUGCAGUCUCAUAUUGUCUGAAACAGUCUCCCGAUACCUGUGAGGGGUCUUCCCACGAGGCCGAGGGUCCAAAUCGUAUUUUAUUUUAUCAGGACGUUUGUCUUCAUUGUUAAUUAACAGUUGCGGGCGUGCUAUAAAGAUUUUAAGUUAAAAAUUCAUUACUGUUUAAUCACAAACCAACUCGAUUCGAUUGUAUUUAAAUAUUUUAGAUAAAUUUCUUUCAUAUAUAAAACAAUUGACAUUCAAUUCUUGAAACUAUAAUCUAUCCAGAAUUUGGCAGUUCAAAGGUCAUUUUUAUAUUAAGCUCCUGACCAUUCUUCCAAUUUGGUAUAUUUAAUUUUUUAUCAGCUUAUAUUUGUCUAUGUCUUGCUGUUGUGAUAUGGAAUAAAAUGUACAUUCCAAGAAAAAAAACAUAACCGAUAAAUAAUAACAAUAAGAAAAUGUUUAACACUAGAUUUUCAAAUUUUUACAAAGAAUAAACGGCUGAAAAUGGAUUCAACGGCCACAUUCUUGAAUGAUGGGUAACUGAGAUGAUGCUCAAGUAUAAAUCAAGUCCAGAUUUAUCAAAGCUUCACCACAUUAAUAUCUGUUAUCAUCUGCAACUUCAUCGGAGAAAAUGCUAAGCGGAAAUUUUUCCACUGAUAUAGACGAACAUCCUGAUGAAAGAAAAUACACUAUAAGAAAAAUCUGCCUCAUGGGAAAAUGAAUGAAUCCUUGGUCUUGUGGAGCCGCCUCACCUGUGAAGAACUCUUUUGAGGCAAAAGAAUGUUGCUACCCAUGUUAAGGCCACCGCACACCUUACGACCCGACCGGUCGCCGACUGGCUUGCGACUGGGUGAGGGGAGAUGAAUCGCA
Lytechinus variegatus (green sea urchin) is the source of this 2699-nucleotide messenger RNA. RefSeq names its product dolichyl-phosphate beta-glucosyltransferase-like (gene alg5). The record is from RefSeq and is a predicted model, not a curated record. The transcript is spliced from 9 exons. Gene Ontology annotation, cellular component: endoplasmic reticulum membrane. Bases 7 to 1014 code for a protein of 335 amino acids. NCBI's taxonomy places the organism in Eukaryota, Metazoa, Echinodermata, Echinoidea, Temnopleuroida, Toxopneustidae.